Molecule: messenger RNA, 2638 nt
Organism: Tuber aestivum (summer truffle)
Lineage: Eukaryota; Fungi; Ascomycota; Pezizomycetes; Pezizales; Tuberaceae
Source: the annotation of a GenBank genome assembly
UGGAUGUGCGGUACGGUAAAUUUGGCUGCUGGAUUGCUGGCAAUGAGAGGACCGCAUAUAUAACCGCAUCAUCUCCUCGCCCCUCCCCUCCCCCCCUUCUCCUCCCUCCGCCCUUUUAUACCCAAUCCAAUACAAAAUCCUACCUUGCGCUACUCGCCCAUUCAUUCAACAUCCUCCUUUGGGUGCAUCGUUUUUCCGGUUUUUCCCCUCUCUUCGCACCCGAUUUAGACGACCGUGGGAAAGGAAAAAUUGAGGGGAGGAAGGAGAGGAAAUCACCAUGAAUAGCACUCUGUCUCAUCGUGCUGGGGGGGACACCAGCCCUUCUUCCAACUCGCACAGCGAGAAGAUACCUCAAUCAGAGCAAUCAGAGAUCACUACCAAGGACAAUGGUGUCGGCGGUCACAAUGAUUUGCACCGCGGUUUGAAGGCUAGGCACAUCACUAUGAUAGCCAUCGGUGGUGCUAUCGGCACCGGUUUGAUCAUCGGAACGUGAGUAUUUCAUAUUUUGCUUGCCAGCGGGGAUAUCGGAUAUCGAAUUGAUGGGUGAAUAGCGGUUCUGCUCUUGCCCGUGCGGGUCCUGGUUCAAUUCUCAUCUCUUAUACCAUCGUUGGUUUCUUGGUAUACUUGGUAAUGUGCGCUUUGGGUGAGAUGGCUGCUUGGCUCCCGCUCGGUUCUGGUUUCACCGGUUACGCCACCAGAUUUUGUGACCCGGCGCUCGGUUUCGCCCUUGGUUAUACUUAUUGGUUUAAGUGAGUUGCUUGGAUUCUCUCCGGGCUGGUUAGUGCGCCAUACUCAUGGGACGAAGGUAUAUCAUUGUCACGCCCAACCAGUUAACGGCAGCUGCACUGGUCAUACAGUACUGGGUUCCUAGAGAAAAGGUGAAUCCAGGUGUCUGGAUCACAGUGUUCCUGGUGGUCAUCAUUUUCAUCAAUUAUUUCGGUAUUCGCUUUUUUGGGGAAUUCGAAUUCUGGCUGUCCAGUAAGUGCUACCGUUGCGGUGGUCGGUUCGGCUGCUAAUCGUGUUGGUGGGUACGGUAGGUAUUAAGGUUGUCACGAUUGUCGCAUUGAUUUUGCUUUCACUCGUUCUUGCCCUUGGGGGUGGUCCCGAUCAUGAUCGCAAAGGAUUCCGCUACUGGAAGGAUCCGGGCGCCUUCAACACCUAUAUCGCGAAAGGCGAUAAGGGUCGUUUCUUGGGCCUGUGGUCUACUUUUGUUACCGCUACUUUCGCAUACCUAGGCACUGAAUUGGUCGGCGUCACGGUCGGAGAGGCGCAGAAUCCCCGCAAGACGAUUCCAAGAGCUAUCAAAUUGACCUUCUAUCGGAUUGUUAUAUUCUACGUCCUUUCCGUCUUCUUGUUGGGAAUGUUGGUGCCAUAUAACUCUGACGAGCUCAUCUUCGCCACCAAAGCCAAGAGCUCUGCUGCCGCCAGCCCUUUCGUUGUUGCUAUCAGGCUCAGUGGGAUCCCCCAUUUGGCCGGAAUCUUGAACGCUUGUAUCUUGCUUUUUGUGUUCUCCGCGUCUAACUCCGGUAUGGAGCCAUUGCUAUCCCCCUAUCUGUAGCAUCAAGCUGAUGGUUAGCAAAUAGAUCUCUACAUUGCCUCCCGAACAAUCUACGGUCUCGCAUGUGAAGGAAGGGCACCAGCGUUCCUGGCCUACACCGAUAGGCGUGGUGUCCCCACCUACGCUCUCGGCCUGUCCUCGCUGUUCGGCCUCCUAGCCUUCAUGAACGUCUCGGACGACUCGAAGGUUGUCUUUGGCUACUUUGUCAACUUGGUUACCAUCUUUGGUAUCCUAACGUGGAUCUCCAUCCUCGUAACCCACAUCUACUUUGUGCGUGCCCGUCGCGCUCAAGGAAUCACGGACGAUCAACUAGCCUACACCGCGCCAUUCGGGGUCUGGGGAUCUUAUGGGGCUCUCAUCUCGUGCUCCAUCAUCGCCAUCUUCAAGAAUUUCAACGUGUUCACGUACAGCAAGAGUUACGGCUCCUUCGACUACAAGAACUUCAUCACCGGCUAUCUUGGUAUCCCGCUGUACCUUAUCAUGAUUGUCGGGUACAAGCUCCGUUACCCCAAUACUGGCAUCCCGGCUUCCCAAGUAGACCUAUUCACCGGAAAGGAGAAGAUUGAUCGCGAGGAGGAGGAGUACCUGAGAAAGAAAGCGCUCAAAAUCGAUAACCAGCGUGGCUUGUUCUAUAAAACGUUUGUUGCUUGGUUGUUUUAGGUACUUGUUCUUUGCUCCUCUGUCUUUUUCCGCGUGGCUUUUUUGCUGCUAUCUCGGCAUAUGGCCUAUAUGUAUCGAGAAAUGAAAAACGGUGUAAUGUUCUUCCCUUCCUCUUUUUUUGUUCCUACGUACAUGGCACGGUAAAGUGGGUUCCAUCGGACGGCGGGCUGUAUGUUUACUAUGCUUUAGUGAUGUUCGGGGUCAGUUCAUUUUGGGGGAGUAGCGUUAAGUGAAUGUAUUAAACAGAUAAACGGAUAAAAUAGGUAAUUAAAUAAAGCUGUUCUUGUAGCGCUAUUGAUGCCCCUCGAGGUGUGACAGUGCGGUGACCAGCGUUGAUCCAAUUUUAGUCAAAACCAACCAGUGUAUUCAUCAGGAGGACUAUAAAGUCCCGAAGUCUUUCUCCAACUACCGGCACCGCCC